UUGUCAGUGUCAACUUGGAAAAAAAACAAAUCAGUUAUUUUCAUUAGUAUUUCGCAACAUACUUGAAUCAAAUUAGUUUUUAUAACGAUGUCUCAAAAUGUGGCUAAUUCGUCUACAGACGAAGAAUCACUGAAAGAAAUAUUCGAUCAGGCCAUGAAGAUAUUUGAUAAGAUAGAAAAUGGUAACGAAGCUACGAAUAGCGACCCGGUGCAAAUGAGUAUAAAAUCAGCAAUCAAAAAGUUUGAAAAAGCAACUAACUUAGUCUCCCUAUCAGGGAUGUUUAGUAAAAAUGAAAGUCUAGAGGAGUUGCCUACGGAGACAUUACAGUACCUACUGUUACCAGCCUUACUUGGCACUCUCAGUUUAAAAUUAUGCAGCCAAUCUCGGAACGAUGUUAUUAAUGUUGCAGAUAUAUAUUUUAAAGAUUUUUUACAAAGGUGCAAAGAUUAUGGUGUAACAGACGUAGAGGUGCCACAGACUACAAACAAUGAAAUUUCUAACAGAUCACAGACUGAACAAGCCAAGAUUGCUAGCAUGGUUAUGACAAGAGAGGCAAAAAUAAAAAGGUAUAAGGAGGUAAAGGAAUUAAAAGAAAAACUAGUGACUCUAUCCAAAGCCAUGUCUUCCCCGAAUGCUGAUGAUGACACAAAGAGGCAGUACUUCACUACAUUACUGUUGAAUUAUGUCAACCAGGCCCUCGAUGAAAUAAGCAGUAUCGAACAAGAGAGACCCAUCUUAGAAUACAUGGCAAAACAUGCAGGAGAAGCGAAACCAUCACAUAGAGAACGGGCGCCUCCCUUGAAGCCGGUGAUCAUAACUCGUGACGCGGUCCAGAAGGCGGUGUUCGGUGCCGGGUACCCUUCCUUACCCACACUUACCAUAGAGGAGUUCUAUGAUAAGAGAGUGCGGGAUGGAGUGUUUCCAAGUUCCGGUACCAACAUACCGCACGCAACUAUCCAGAAUGCUGACGCAGAUGCAGACGACGCCGAAGAAAUUAGAAAAGAAAACUUGGUUGACGACGACGAUGAAGAGGAGUUAGAGAGAAAACGUAACAUGGACGAAUAUAAAGAUGACCACCGCAGAGGAUGGGGAAACAGAUACAACAGAAGCUAAUGCAAAUUGAUACAGACAAUGAAUGAUACCACAGAUACCACAGAGUUUAACAAGUCUCGGAUUUGACAAUAUAUAAUCUGUCACAUAAGCUUAUUACUAAUAAAAUGUUGUUGUUU
Vanessa tameamea is the source of this 1229-nucleotide messenger RNA. It is a transcript of the gene Tap42, whose product is annotated as immunoglobulin-binding protein 1. The coding region runs from base 88 to 1113 and encodes 341 amino acids. The transcript has 7 exons. Gene Ontology annotation, cellular component: cytosol. The record is from RefSeq and is a predicted model, not a curated record. Gene Ontology annotation, molecular function: protein phosphatase 2A binding. Lineage: Eukaryota; Metazoa; Arthropoda; Insecta; Lepidoptera; Nymphalidae. Gene Ontology annotation, biological process: regulation of signal transduction; regulation of dephosphorylation.